Vitrella brassicaformis is the source of this 2659-nucleotide messenger RNA. NCBI's taxonomy places the organism in Eukaryota, Vitrellaceae. The record is from the annotation of a GenBank genome assembly.
UGCAGAUUUGAUGAUAUGAAUGGAAUGGAUACAUACAAGUCUGUCCUUCACGCACACCACACGUGACAGACAGGCACGUGCGCAUGCAGAUGGAGAGAGAGAUGCAUCAUAGCAGUCCGACAGACACACCACAGCAGCUCACACACGAUAGAUAGAUAGAUAGACAGAUAGAUAGCCUGACGUCGUCAAGCGAGAGAGAGAGACAGCCAAAAAUCAAUCACACACGCUGUCCCCCCGCACCUGCGCGACUACAAUACGACGCACGUCGACCGACGUGUGCAGGCACACAACACAUGGCUGUACAUCAUCUGUCUGGACACGGACGAGCAUGACUAAGCAGCAUGGAAGCAUGAAACCCCACUGAGGAGGAUCAGAUGGAUGGACGGAUGGACGGAUGGGCCGGAUGGACACACAUGACAGGAAGGAAGAACACACCAACGCGGGAAAAAUGGUGAUAUAUGCGAUCGAUGCCCUCACUGAAUGCCGCUCAGCCCCCGAAGUGGGAAGUGACCUAGACAUGUAUGUAUGUAUCUCUCUCUAUGGUACACAAGAUAGAGUCUCUCUGUUAGCUGCGAUCGGAUCGGCCCGUCGGGCAGCCACACACGCUGUCAUGUCAGCGUGGAGAUACAAACAAACGGGCAGGCAACACAUACAUACAUACAUAAAGGCAUAUCUACCUACCCUACCUAGUCACUCAUCCAGUCACCCAGGCAUAGUGAGUCGACAAAUAGAUCGAUCAGCCCCCCCCCCCCCCCCCCCGUCCCCGGCCAUCGGCCAUGGAUCAAUCAUGACCAUGUCAUGCGCUGAUCUUGGACCGCUCAGCCGCUUCCCCGCCCCCGCCCUCCUCGCCCCCAUCGCUCUCUUUCCUGCGUUUCUUCCUCUUGCCCUUGUCGCCGUCCUUGCGCACCUGCUGCUUCGAGGCCUUCCCAUUCUCGCCAUGCUGGACCGCUGCUGCCACGGCUGCUGGCGGCGGUGUGCCACUGACGGCGGGUGCGUCAGAGGCUGCGGCUGUGCCACCGCCACCCUCCUCGUCCCUCAUGCGUGUGACGAUAAGAUAGUCCUCCACAUUGCGCCUCCUGCCGUCCCUCCACUCAUCCUGCCCGCCGCCCUCCCUCUCCAAAUCGGCCCUCUCCUCGUCUGUCAGCCUCUCCCAUGCAGCAGGGUCCGAGUGCGGCGAUAUCACCACUAUCAGCACACGGGGGUUCCACCCGUCAUGGGUACACGGUGGAGGCGCGCACGAGCAUGGGAGCGGUGUGGGAGGGGCCGAUGGUGCGGAUGCAUCGCCGGGCUGUGCCUGUGCGUGCAUGUUGUCCAGGGAUGGAGGAGGAGCGGUACUCGGGCCGGAGGCGAAGCGCGAGAGGUGUUCCGGGAUGCCUAGGCCCUCCUCGCAAUGGAACUUGCCGUUGAUGUGCAAGAUCAGGGCGUCCCUAUUGUGCUGUCCAUACUGCGAAAUGCUCCACGCCAUCGUCGCAUCCCUGCACACACAGACACACACACAGAAUGCAACCACGAUCAUGCAGUGCAUGUAAUGUGGCCGGUUCUCUUUUUUCACUCCUCUCGCCCACCCCACCCACCAUAAAUUCUGCACAGCCAGGAGUCGUGCGAGUGUCCUGAGUAUGCCCCCUCCACUGUCGUCAGCGCCGCCCACUGCCCCGUGCAUCCCCAUGUGUGCGACAAACUUCUGGAUGUAAGCUUCCGACGCCGGCAGGAUCAUCCCCAGUGGCGGCAGCCAGCCAAGGAACGGCCAGGCCUCGUCCGUGGCGUGGGUGGAGGGGUGCUGCUGGUGCUGAUGGAGGCUGGCCAUGCCCUGUUUUUUGACCAGGCGGGCGACCUCUGUGGGGGUGUUGGUGCCGAUGACACGCACCUCGUGUGAGCGUGCGAAUGAGAUGAGGGGCUGGUAGUCUGAGUAGUUGAUGGGGAGGGUGGCGUCGUUGUCCUUGAUGAACUCCUCCUCUGUGAGGUAGCCGUUCAUGUAGCUGUCCAGGUCACACUGCAGGUCUCGCGACAGAAACUCUAGACUAAAUGAGGGCAACGAACGAACAGGGCAACGAACAUCCAUAAUGAAUGGUUUCUAUCGACCAGUCGACACAUCAGAUCAGCAGGCAUCGUUUUGUGGUGUGGUGCAUACAUACCCGAGGCAGACGGGCCGUUGUCUGCUGGCACAGUCGGACACGACCUCCCUCAAAAGCUGCAGCUCUAUGCUGUGGGCCGCUUCGUCAUCAUGUGUUUCGCCUGCACGACACAGACACAGGCGCACACAGCAAUAAAUGCAGGACCUUGCCCCUGAUCAGAAUGUAUCAGCCAUGGCAGCCUGAACUCACUGGUUAGGUGACCUACCUAUGAGGACGACAUCCGACUGUAGAGCGCUCUUGACCACCCUCUCAAGCGAAGACACGCCGCCAGCGUUGUCAUACACGAUGUAGCUCCACCUUGGGGGCGCCUCUCGCCCCGCAUCUGGCUGGCCAAUGGGAGGCUGAUGAGCUGAGGCAGCUGCAGAGCAUCUGGCUGGUCUGCGGGCGCUCUGAUGCAGCGACAAGGAAGCCAGGGGAACAAAAGGAGGAAGGACGCUGCGGAAGAUGCCAGACGCCAUCAACGUCGGUCGUUUCGGCUCCCCAGAUCCUCUCCCAGCGACGCCAAACCCCCUUAUCCCAAACCCCUC